Molecule: messenger RNA, 924 nt
Organism: Knipowitschia caucasica
Lineage: Eukaryota; Metazoa; Chordata; Actinopteri; Gobiiformes; Gobiidae
Source: the annotation of a GenBank genome assembly
AUGGACUCCCCCAUCACCUCUGUGGAGUCCUUCCGUUUCCUGGGCACCACCAUCACCCAGGACCUCAAGUGGGAGCCGACCAUCAGCUCCCUCAUCAAGAAGGCCCAGCAGAGGAUGUACUUCCUGCGGCAGCUCAGGAAAGCCAAGCUGCAGUUCUACACGGCCAUCAUCGAGUCCAUCCUCACCUCCUCCAUCACCUCCUCCAUCACCUCCUCAUCACCUCCUCCAUCACCUCCUCACCUCCUCCAUCACCUCCUCACCUCCUCCAUCACCUCCUCCAUCACCUCCUCCAUCACCUCUUCCAUCACCUCCUCCAUCACCUCCUCCAUCACCUCCAUCACCUCCUCCAUCACCUCCUCCAUCACCUCCUCAUCACCUCCUCCAUCACCUCCUCCAUCACCUCCUCCAUCACCUCCUCCAUCACCUCCUCCAUCACCUCCUCCAUCACCUCCUCCAUCACCUCCUCCAUCACCUCCUCCAUCACCUCCUCCAUCACCUCCUCCUUCACCUCCUCCAUCACCGUGUGGUUCGCUGGAGCCACAAGUGCAGAGACAGAGUGCAGAGACAGAGUGCAGAGACAGAGUCCAGAGACAGAGUGCAGAGACAGAGUGCAGAGACAGAGUGCAGAGACAGAGUCCAGAGUGCAGAGACAGAGUGCAGAGACAGAGUCCAGAGUGCAGAGACAGAGUCCAGAGUGCAGAGACAGAGUCCAGAGUGCAGAGACAGAGUCCAGAGUGUAGAGACAGAGUCCAGAGUGCAGAGACAGAGCGGUGUGAGGAGCGUUGCUUGUGCAGCUCCAGUCUCUGUCCUGGCCCGUUCUCUUCACUGCAGUGUUAUUUAUCCAGAGCCGAGCUGUCAGACUCACCGUGUCCUAGCAACAACUGCACCUACACCACGCACUUGUGCUCCUCAUUCCUAUUGUGA